AGUUAGUUUAGUUUGCUGCAAAAGGGAAACGCUAAGUACUGCAUUUGAAAUUAAAAUGUCUUGGAAUAUAGUUAUAAUUCUAGUGAUCACAAUAUGUUUGAGUGUUAACGCAGAAUUUCCUAAUGAUCCUAAACCCUGUAAAUAUGGAGAUGGGGAAUGUGUUAGAGAUGUAAUAAAUGUUCUGCUUAAAGAUAAUAUACAAGGCGAUGCUUCAAUAAAUCUGCCAUCACUUAAUCCAUUGAAAUUCAAUAGCACCCGCAUUCAACAAGGUGAAGAUAGUCCAGUUAAUUUAGAUCUACUGUUAAUAAAUAGUAAUAUGCAUGGACUCGAAACAGUUAAAGCCAUUAAAGUCAAGGGUUUUGGCAAAGACUUAACCAAAAAACAUAGUCUUGUUUUUCACACCGAUUAUUUGAGUGCAGUCGGAGACUAUGAAAUUAGUGGAAAAAUUUUGAUACUGCCCAUAAAGGGUAGUGGUAAAUCCAAUAUAUCUAUGGUUGAUGUCGAUAUAUUUAUGAAUUUCAUGGGUACUCCUGUUGAGAAAGAUGGUGCAACAUAUAUGCAUAUCGAGGUCCUAAACGUGGAUACGGUACCCAAAAAGAUGGUUUAUAAUGUGCAAAAUUUAUUUAAUGGCGACAAGGCAUUGGGCGAUAAUAUGAAUUUAUUUUUAAAUGAGAAUUGGCAAGAAAUCUAUAAUGAAGUACGAGGUUCUUUAAACAAAGCAUAUGGUGAUGUUUUUAAGGGUAUCAUUAAUGCGGUUUUUAGUAAAUAUCCUUAUGAGAAAUAUUUCACCGAAUGAAUACAAUGAUUUGUAGUAAAAUAAUAAAAGCCUU
This is a messenger RNA of Calliphora vicina (urban bluebottle blowfly), 830 nucleotides long. RefSeq names its product protein takeout-like. The coding region runs from base 56 to 796 and encodes 246 amino acids. The record is from RefSeq and is a predicted model, not a curated record. NCBI's taxonomy places the organism in Eukaryota, Metazoa, Arthropoda, Insecta, Diptera, Calliphoridae. The transcript is spliced from 5 exons.